AUGCAGGAUCCCAUUCUUAUUCCUGUGCAAAAUCCCAUUGAUGUUCCUGAUCAUCAACAAUUUCAUUUGGGUGAUGAAAUUGCUCACGUAUUGAGGGUUCAGUUUGGUCUAAAUCUUCGGAUGGCCAACCGACCUGCUUAUCAGAGACCGUUUCCAGAAAGGAUUAUUAAUGAAUAUCCUCUCCGAAGGAAUUACAGGCCACCAGACUUUCAUGCUUUUUCUGGAGAGGAUGGAUCCUCCAUUAUAGAGCAUGUGGGGCGUUUCACAGCACAGCUGGGGGAAAUUGAUACAAACUUGGGGGAAGGUUUAGAAAUGGCAUUUCAUGCCAGAUUUUUCAAUCCCUUGCCAACGGUUUCUUUGACUAAUUUAUUGGAAAUGAAACAAUAUCCAGAAGAGUCAGCUUCACAAUUUAUUGAAAAGGUGCGAUUAAUGAAAGGACAGUGUCCUACAAUAAUCAAUGAAAAAGAAAUAACCAACUUAGUGGUCCGAAAUAUGCAUGGUCGCCUAAGAGAUGCACUCACUGCACAUGAUGUGGAGGAUUUGGCAAGCCUUGCAUCCAAGGAUGGACGUUUAGAGUCUCUUUUCAGGGAAAGGGAUCAGAAUUUCAAGCGUAAUAAAGGUCAACAUAUGGCUAGUAUGGAAACAGAGGCAUACGACUUUGAUUAUGAUCAAACAGAAGAGAUGGCGGCUGAAAUCAUCUCUGGAAAGCCUUAUGUAUGCUCUAAGUUAAAGCCAGCACCAGGAACAGAAGCUAAAGGACAACCGACCUUUGACAAUUCAAAGGCCGAUGAGAUAUUUGAUAUUCUGGUAACUGAUGGUCAGAUCUGA
Molecule: messenger RNA, 828 nt
Organism: Andrographis paniculata
Lineage: Eukaryota; Viridiplantae; Streptophyta; Magnoliopsida; Lamiales; Acanthaceae
Exons: 2
Coding region: 1-828 (275 amino acids)
Source: RefSeq, a predicted model, not a curated record